GUUGCAGAUGUUGGAAAUCUGUGCGGCUCGGAUUUCAGCUUAGCCAACGAUGUGGCUAGACCUUGAAACACUUUAAGGCAAUGGUUGAAAGUUGUAGUAGUUGACGAACGCCACGUAGACCAUUUGUGCUGGUUCACAAGUUCAAGAGUUGGGGGGAGCCAAAGUGAAAAACCUUUGGUGGAGUUUAACUGUCAAAAGACCGUCGAGUUCCUAAAGAAACAUGAAGUGCGUCGCUUCAUCAGCAGAUAACACUUUUUACACAUUUAUCUGUUCUUUGACUGCUCUCUUUCUUUAUUCCUUGUGCACGCUUUGCGAGGCCAGUAGUUUGGAUGAGGGGCUGUUGGUGACUACCAUAGCAACAGAAGAAAAUGAUGGGUUCAAGAGAUUUCUUAAGACAGCCCAACAAAAUGAUCUUGAUGUGAAGGUGUUUGGGUUGGGACAAGUGUGGGAUGGAGGAGACGUGAAGAUGUUCGCUGGGGGCGGUCACAAGGUCAACUUGUUGCGCAAGGGAUUAGAAGAGUACAAGGAUAGAUCAGAUUUGAUCAUCAUGUUUGUUGACAGCUAUGACCUCAUAUUUUUAAAUGGAGCGAAGGAAAUUUUAGACAAAUUCAAAAAGCUCAACAGCCGAGUUGUGUUUUCUGCAGAAGGUUUCUGCUGGCCAGACGCCAAUCUGAUGAACAAAUACCCAGUUGUGUCUCUGAAUGAAAAACGAUACCUGAACUCGGGAGGUUUUAUUGGAUAUGCAAAAGACAUAUACGAAAUUGUUUCCCAUGACGUCAUCAAAAAUCGUGAUGAUGAUCAACUGUACUACACGAAGAUUUACCUUGAUCCAGAACUGAGGAAAAAAUGGAGUAUAAGGUUGGACAAUAGAGGUGAAAUAUUUCAGAAUCUUAAUGGAGCUUUAGAUGAGAUUGUGGUAAAGUUCAAAGAACCAAAUAGCUACUUGUACAACAUCAAGACAGGAACAACCCCUAUCGUUGUCCAUGGCAACGGACCCAUUAAGGUGGAGUUUAACCGAAUGGCUGCAUAUUUGACAGAAGGCUGGACACCAACAGGGGGCUGUAAGCUAUGUAAAGAGGAUACCAUCAGCCUGGAGGGUUUGAAGGAAGAGGAUUUUCCCACUGUGAUGAUGGGAAUUUUCAUUGAGAGGCCGACCCCAUUCAUUACAGAGUUCUUCUGGAAUAUUGGAAAUCUGACAUAUCCCAAACAGAAGAUUGAUAUUAUUAUUCAUAAUGCUCAUGAAUAUCACAGAAAAGAUGUAGUAAAGUUCACCUUGGCCAACAAGGGAAAGUACAAUUCUGUACAGUUGAUCUCGCCUGACCAAGAAAUGACUGAGUGGAACGCCCGAAAUGCUGGCCUUGAUGAAUGCAUCAAGAGGGAUUGUCAGUACUACUUCUCCCUGGACUCAACUGUUCAGAUCACCAACACAGAAAUACUGGAAGUUUUGAUUGAACAGAACAGAACUGUCAUUGCCCCGAUGAUGGUGCGUCCCUUCAGGCUGUGGUCAAACUUCUGGGGCGCUCUGGACCCUGAAGGAUGGUAUUCUCGCUCAGAGGACUAUGUGGAUCUGGUGGAAUUUAAGAAAAAAGGACUAUGGAACGUUCCACAUGUGACACAGAUAUAUUUGAUUCAUGGUCACAUGGUACAGAAGAUCAAAGGGGCAUUCAUUAAUGGGAACCUGGAUGCAGAUAUGGCCUUCACAAAGACAAUUAGGGAUAUGGGUAACUUCAUGACCUUGACUAACCUUGAACAUUAUGGGCAUCUAGUCAACAAUGAUUAUUUUGACACCAGUCAUGUGCAUAAUGAGAUGUGGCAGAUUUUUGACAAUCCAUUUGACUGGGAGCUGCGAUAUCUCCACGAGAACUACACCCAAGCUCUGGACCCUAACACAACCCUUCUGCAGCCCUGCCCUGACGUGUACUGGUUCCCCAUCUUCACACCCGCCUUCACCUUGGCACUCAUAGAUGAAAUGGAAAACUUAGGAACAUGGUCGAAUGGCCAAAAUAGCGAUCCCCGAUUGGCUGGAGGCUAUGAAAAUGUGCCCACGAUUGACAUCCACAUGAAUCAGAUAGGCUAUGAGAGGGAAUGGUUGUACAUCAUACAGAAAUAUGUCUCCCCAAUCCAACAGAAAGCUUUUACAGGCUACUUCCACGAUUUGUAUCCUCAGCCUCCUACGUCUAUAAUGAACUUCGUGGUGCGAUACAAACCGGAUGAGCAGCCCAGCCUGAGACCGCAUCAUGACUCGUCCACCUACACCAUCAACCUGGCCCUCAACAGACCUGGCAUUGAUUACCAGGGAGGUGGGUGUCGGUUCAUUCGUUACAACUGUAGCGUCACGGCUUUGAGACAAGGCUGGAUGCUGAUGCAUCCUGGGAGGUUGACCCACUAUCACGAGGGAUUGAAAACGACAGCCGGCACUAGAUACAUCAUGAUUUCUUUUGUUGACCCUUAAUUCUCAUUACCUCUCUUUGUUUGAUCUCUCAUGUUGUAUUGUAACAGGUUACUUCAUCCUUAGUUGCCAUGGUGACAAGGGCCUACGGUGUGUGUCUUCUAGUUAUCUCCCUUUGUCUGAUCUCUGUUAUACUGUAACUGGUUACUUUAUAGAUCUGAAAUUUUAUGAUUGAAAAUGGUUGAUCAGUGAGUCAUGCCCAUUUCAACAAGAUUUAUGUGUAUAAAUGUAAAAAGAAGUGAAUGACUGAAUAGCUGUAUCAUUAUGCUCAUUAUUUACAAUUUGCGGAAAAACUGUUGAAAACUGUUCAUGUUUGUGAUUGAAGUUGAGAGCAUUGAGAGCAUUUUCACUCCUUAGAAAAGUACAUUUAUAUUAAAUUGUUCUGUGUUCUGUGAAAACGUGUUCCUUCAAAAUAGUCCCAGAUAAUGUUGAUUUGUGGUUGGUGUAGCUCACAUCGAAUAUGUGUUACUUGUGUUGUAGCUUUAACUUUGUUCAAGAUAGCUUAAGUGCUAUCCACUACAUGUAUGUUUGAAAAUGUCAAAAAAAUGUUUGAUUUGUUUCAUGUUUGAUGCCAGCCAUUUCUGACUCUGUAUUUGCCCUUGUGCACAUCUCCUCGAAUCGUACUGGUCUUAGCAAUAUUAUAACAUGAAAAAGAGAAUACUGAUUUCAUCUGUCACUUGAAAUCUAAUAUAUCAUGCUGGUGCUGUUGUUGUUAGAUAUAGGUUAUCAGAACUUUCACAAAUUGUUGAUGUAUGAAGUUAUGUCGUAAUGUUGAAGAUGUUUGACCUUCCUCCCACGUUGGCUGUCCGUCUGUCUGUUCUAUUUGUAUUAAGAUUUUAUAACAUCUGGAUUUUUAGAGAUAUAAUUUUGUGUAUGAACUAUGGUCAGUAACUGAAGAAUUCUAUGUUUGUUUUUAAUUCAGAAUGGAAUUAACGAGUUGC
Molecule: messenger RNA, 3390 nt
Organism: Liolophura sinensis
Lineage: Eukaryota; Metazoa; Mollusca; Polyplacophora; Chitonida; Chitonidae
Product: procollagen-lysine,2-oxoglutarate 5-dioxygenase 1-like
Exons: 19
Coding region: 221-2452 (743 amino acids)
Biological process (GO): peptidyl-lysine hydroxylation
Cellular component (GO): endoplasmic reticulum
Molecular function (GO): iron ion binding; L-ascorbic acid binding; procollagen-lysine 5-dioxygenase activity
Source: RefSeq, a predicted model, not a curated record